AUUAUCCCUCAUUUGGAUAUUGUCUUUGAGUUGUCUGUUGGCAUGAGUACCAACAACAACUGGCAAGAAACUUUAAAAGAUGGAAGGCAUCUGUUGCCUUCACAUAUACGCCCUGAACAUUAUCAACUAACCCUGGAGCCUUUAUUGGAGAAUUCAGAAGCAGCAAUCGAAGGAAAGGACUUGAAUUUCUUGGGCAAUGUAGUCGUUCGUCUGAAAAUCUUGCAAACGACCAAUCUGAUAACCCUACAUUCGAAAGAUUUGGAGUUAACCAAAGUAUAUUGUAUCUUUAAUUCCUCAGAAACUGUACCUGUCUCCGACGUUUCCUAUGACAAAGAGCAACAGACUGUAAGCUUGGAGUUUCCCAAGCCGUUUGAAGCUUCUAGUGAAGUAACUUUAUACAUUGAUUUUAUUGGCUUUCUUAACGACAAGAUGGUUGGCUUCUAUCGAGCUAAAUAUAGGACGAAAGAUGGAGAAACCCGUUUUAUGGCAACAACUCAUUUUGAACCUACAGACGCUAGAUGUGCCUUUCCUUGUUGGGACGAGCCAGCAGUCAAGGCAACAUUUGAAGUUACUUUGAUCGCUCCAGCCGAUAGAGAUUGUCUUAGCAAUAUGAACGUCAUUUCAGAACAGUACAAUGACGCUGGAAAGAAAGUUGUUCGUUUCGAGAAAACUCCAAUCAUGUCUACCUAUUUAUUGGUAUUCAUAGUUGGAGAAUUUGAUUAUAUCGAAGGAUAUACGACAAAUGGUUUACCUGUUCGAGUUUAUACUGCGAAGGAAUCAGCCCAUUUAGGUGAAUUUGCACUGAAUGUGGGAAUUCGAACUUUAAACUUCUUUACUGACUUCUUUGGAAUACCUUAUCCGCUACCGAAGAUGGAUUUCGUAGCCAUACCUGACUUUGGCAGUGGAGCUAUGGAGAAUUGGGGUUGUAUCACCUUUCGAGAUAUGUUAUUAUUAGUUGACCCUAUGAAUACAUCUUCAGAAAUAAGAACUAUUGUUGCAGAAGUUGUCGCUCAUGAAUUGGCUCAUCAAUGGUUCGGAAACUUGGUUACUAUGGAGUGGUGGACUCAUUUAUGGUUGAAUGAAGGCUUCGCUACUUGGGCAGCUUACUUAGCAGUUGAUCAUUUAUUUCCUGACUGGGAAGUUUGGAAGGACUUUGUUAGCUCAACCUUUGCUUCAGCUUUGAAGUUAGAUUCAUUAGCGUCUUCCCAUCCUAUUGAAGUAGACGUGAAAAAGGCUAGUGAUGUUAACGAAAUAUUCGAUGCAAUAUCUUAUAAUAAGGGUGCUUCAGUGAUACGAAUGUUGGCAGAUCAUAUGAGCCUCUCCUCGUUCCAACAAGGCCUACAAGUCUAUUUGAAACAAUUCCUUUACAAAAAUGCAACCACUAAUGACUUAUGGAAAACUUUGGAACAAGUUUCUGGAAAACCUAUCGUACGUAUCAUGAGUCUAUGGACAAGACAAACUGGCUAUCCCUUGAUCGAAAUAAAACUGAAUGAAAAGAAGGAGUUUAUACUUGAACAAAAGCGUUUUCUGGCAAAUGGAAAACCUGCAGGUGGUCAAUGGACAGUGAUGUUGCGCUACAUUGUUUCCUCUUCACCUUCUCAAGUGAAAUGUCGCUUGAUGGAAGGUCCUCAAGAAGAGCUGAAUCAUGUGCUGGGGAAACAAGACAAAUGGCUGAAAGUAAAUGCCUACCAAUCCGGUGUAUACAGAGUCAAUUACCCACAGUUUGUAUGGGAAGCUUUGAGUGAAGCAACAAAGAAUGGCGAGUUAGAUGCCAUGGAUCGUUUAGGACUUUCAAUGGAUUCCUUUGCCCUUGCUAGAAGUGGUUUUUUGCCGACUUCAACUGCUUUGCUGUUGAUAUGCUCAUUUAAAGACGAAACCGAAUAUGCUUGUUGGGUAAAUUUGUUGUCCAAUUUUGAAGGUCUUUCACUAGCAUUUGGGACAAAUGAUGAGCAUUGUAGUCAGUUAUUGAAUCGUUUUUUUUGUCAUAUUUUACGAGGUAUUGCAUCUCAGUUGGGUUGGAAAAGAAAGGAGGAUGAGCAGCAUUCCAUUUCCUUAUUACGUCCAAAGGUACUCCAGGCGUUGGUAGAUUAUCAAGAUUCUCAUACUAUUGAAAUUGCCAAAAAGCAUUUUAAUAAAUAUGUUGAGGAUCCAAAUAGCGUGGACACAGAUUUACGGAUAGUAGCUAUGGCUGCUGCUGUAUCACAGGGAGGAAGAGAAGAAUAUGAAAAAGUGAAAGAAAUGUAUGAAACCUUUACUUUAAAUGAAGAGAAGGUUCGUUGCCUAAGAGUGUUGGGUCGCAUUCCUGAUCCGCAGUUGGCUGAAAAGAUGCUAGACUGGAGUUGGAAACAUGUAAGACCUGGAGACUUUAUGUUUGCAUUAUAUUCGCUUGCAAUGAAUCGACACAAGGGUCCACAACUUGUUUGGCAUUAUAUGCAGACGCAUUGGAAUGAUUUGUUAGAGAGAUAUGGAAAUGGAGGAAAUCAUAUGUUGAGCAACUUGAUACGUGCCAGUACUAGUCGUUUGAGUAGCAAAGAAGACGCGCAACAAGUCGAAACAUUCUUUCAUGAGAAUCAGGUUGAGGGCUGUGAAAGGAUUAUCGAACAGAGUAUAGAAGAGAUAAAUGUAGUAGCGUCCUGGUAUCAACGUGAUAGAGAGAAUAUCUUAAGUUGGUUGAACAAAUACUUGAAUGAAUAAUUGGUUUGAAUCCGAAAGUUGGCGUCGAUCUUAUCGACUUUUUUUUUGGG
Messenger RNA from Galdieria sulphuraria, 2744 nucleotides. RefSeq names its product puromycin-sensitive aminopeptidase. Gene Ontology annotation, cellular component: cytoplasm. The transcript is spliced from 2 exons. Gene Ontology annotation, molecular function: metalloaminopeptidase activity; zinc ion binding; peptide binding. The record is from RefSeq and is a predicted model, not a curated record. NCBI's taxonomy places the organism in Eukaryota, Rhodophyta, Bangiophyceae, Galdieriales, Galdieriaceae. Bases 43 to 2694 code for a protein of 883 amino acids. Gene Ontology annotation, biological process: peptide catabolic process; proteolysis.